CUCUGCAGCGCCCACCAUUCGAGCCCCAGAAGAACGGAACUACAAGUCCCGGGGUCCCUUGUGGCCGCCAUAGUCGAGUGGCCCGUGGAAUUGGCCCAGGAUGACAGCUGGAGAAUGGAGUCAGUUUUAUCCAAGUGUGAAAACCAGAUUACUAUUUUUGCUGACUACCUAGAAGAAUUUCCAGAUACAGAUGAGCUGGUAUGGAUCUUGGGGAAACAGCAUCUCCUUAAAACAGAAAAACCUAAGCUGUUGUCUGAUAUAAGUGCUCGCCUAUGGUUUACAUACAGAAAGAAAUUUUCACCGAUUGGGGGAACAGGCCCAUCGUCAGAUGCUGGCUGGGGAUGUAUGCUACGUUGUGGACAGAUGAUGUUGGCUCAAGCCCUUAUAUGCAGACAUUUGGGAAGAGACUGGAACUGGGAGAAACAAAAAGAACAACCCAAAGAAUACCAACGGAUCUUACAAUGCUUCUUAGAUAGAAAGGACUGUUGCUACUCUAUCCAUCAAAUGGCACAAAUGGGUGUAGGAGAAGGGAAAUCAAUUGGUGAAUGGUUUGGACCAAAUACAGUUGCACAGGUGUUAAAGAAGCUUGCUUUAUUUGAUGAGUGGAAUUCCUUGGCGGUUUAUGUCUCAAUGGAUAACACAGUGGUCAUUGAGGAUAUCAAAAAAAUGUGCUGUGUCUAUCCCUUGAGAGUUGACCCAGCCAGUGAGAGUCCCCCUAACUCUCUGAAUGCUUCAAACCAGAGUCAGGUCACCUAUGCCUGCAGCCCAGCCUGGAAACCCCUGCUGCUCAUUGUGCCUCUUCGCCUGGGCAUAAACCAAAUCAAUCCUGUCUAUGUUGAUGCAUUCAAAGAGUGUUUUAAGAUGCCACAGUCUUUAGGGGCAUUAGGAGGAAAACCAAAUAACGCCUAUUAUUUCAUAGGAUUCCUAGGUGAUGAACUCAUUUUCUUGGAUCCUCACACAACCCAGACCUUUGUUGACACCGAAGAAAAUGGAAUGGUUGAUGAUCAGACUUUCCAUUGCCUGCAGUCCCCACAGCGAAUGAACAUCCUGAAUCUGGAUCCUUCUGUAGCAUUGGGAUUUUUUUGCAAAGAAGAAAAAGACUUUGAUAGCUGGUGUAGCCUCGUUCAAAAGGAAAUUCUAAAGGAAAAUUUAAGGAUGUUUGAAUUAGUUCAGAAGCAUCCAGCACACUGGCCUCCCUUUGUUCCUCCAGCCAAGCCAGAAGUGACAACCACUGGGGCAGAAUUCAUUGAUUCUACCGAACAAUUAGAGGAGUUUGACUUGGAGGAAGAUUUCGAGAUUCUGAGUGUAUAGAUUAGUGGGAACUCAACUUAGAUAUCUGUCUUCCAUCUGGCACCUGAAGAACAUGAACUCAUUACAUAAAAACUUUUUCUAGUCAGCAAGUGCCUGAUAUGCCAACAGCAUAUAAACUUGAUACCAAUCAUUUCUGAGCCAAUGAUCAUUUAUCAGAAACAAACAGUGCUUCCUUGGAAAGAACUAGAACAAUCAUGAAAUCUAGGAGCAGAAGAAUUGGGAGUCGUCCCUUGCUUUUCAACUUGUCUCACAUGGCCACAUCACAUCUUCAGCUACCAAAAUGAAGCCGUGGUCACCUGGAAGACAGACAGAAACCCCCACCUUGCUUCAAGCACCAGCAGAUGAGGGAUGGUUAUCCUGUGCUCCUUCAUCCUUUCAGGUGUGACCUCUUGUGGGCUAAAUACUAAGAAGUGUUCUGUUUUCUUUGCACUAAUAAUAAAGUGAUUGCAUCUUGUUAAAUUAUUUCAAUAGCUAUUUUAAUUAUAAUUUAUAUCAAAAUUUUGUCCAAAAUUAUGUUAAAUGUGCACCUGUUGAUAUUUCUAUUCGAAGGCAUGUUACUAUUUGAUGGAUCACUGCUCAUAUUGUUACUGAAACUUAUGUCAGAUGUCAUCCUGUCUUCAAAUUAUCUUUAAAACAAGGAUCAGCACAUUUUUUUCUGUAAAGGGACAUAUAGUAAAUAUUUUAGAUUUUGAAGGCCAUCUCUCUCAGAGACACAGAAGUAGCCCACAAAAAAAUAUGUAUGCCAAUGGGCCUGGCUAUAAGGCAAUAAAACAUUUUUUAGGGGCGGGAGAGAUAGUACAGAAGGUAAGGUGCUUGCCUUGCAUGCAGACAACUCCGGUUCAAUGGUUAACAUCCCAUCUGAUCCCCCUGAAUAACAUUAGGAAAAAUUCCUGAGUGAAUAGCCAGGAAAAACUCCUGAGCAUCGCCAGGUGUUCCCCACCCUCAAAAACAAAACAAAACAACCUUUAUUUACAGAAAUAGGUGGGUCCCUGGAUGAUCCACAGACUGUACUUUGCCAGGCUCUGGCUUAAACUAUUGACUUUUUUUUUGCAGAAAACUAAAACUUUGUGCUUAAUGAGACUAUCUUGAUUGGCAGCCAUAGGUAAAAAGAAUUUUUCAUGCAGUGACAUUUAAUUAUGCAUCAUAUUCAAUUCCAAAUCAUUUCAGGGCUAGUAAUAUGCUAAAUUUUAAAGUACAUAUUCUCAACCUGGCUUUGUUAGCCGCUCUCCUAAGUGGAUACGCCAAAUGCCAGUGGUGUUUUCUCAUUUUGCUUUCCUUACCUUCUUCACCUGAAUGCAUUUAACUUCCAUCUUCAACUGAGUCUAGAGGAAGACCAGCUAAGAAUUGAAAGUUAGCAUCAAAAAAAGGUUUUGGAAUAUUUAAGAAUACUGAGGCAUUUUUUAGAUCCCAAUUUCCCCUUUAUCCAGCAGCUAAUAUUUUGAAAUGAUUAAAAUUCAUAAUAUGAAGAAUGGUAUUUAGUGGAAUGUCUGUCUCUCUCCCACCUGGUAGUUCCCAUUCAUGAAAGCUCCCAGUGUUAUUAACUUCUUAUUUAUCCUUCCAGAGAUUAUAUUUUAUGCAUACACAGUAUGUGACAAUGUACCUUAAAUUUCAUUUUAGUGACUUUAAUGUUUCUCUUAUAAUUUAUCUGUAAAAGAUUCUGAUGCCCCAGAAGUAUGGAAAGUCUCUUGGACUCUCAUACGUGUCAGGGUAGCACGCUUAGGCUUAUUUUGAAGUAGGCUGUGUAUUUGUUGCCUUAUUAGAGGACUCUUUCUGCCCUUUGACUUUGUAUUUUUUUUUCUUGACUCAACAUUUUGUUACAAUGUUUGACUCACAGUAACAGGUAUAUCCCCCCUCUAAGGGGACUCAUGAAUUGUAGUGAAAUGUACUUUAGAAAAGUUUUCAUUAAAGAAUGUCAAAUGAG
This is a messenger RNA of Sorex fumeus (smoky shrew), 3232 nucleotides long. RefSeq names its product autophagy related 4A cysteine peptidase (gene ATG4A). NCBI's taxonomy places the organism in Eukaryota, Metazoa, Chordata, Mammalia, Eulipotyphla, Soricidae. The record is from RefSeq and is a predicted model, not a curated record. Bases 115 to 1311 code for a protein of 398 amino acids. Gene Ontology annotation, molecular function: protein-phosphatidylethanolamide deconjugating activity. The transcript is spliced from 13 exons.